AGAAAAGAUUAUGAAGCAUACGCUUUUCUGUUUCCUAAGGUUGGGUUGUUGGGAAUCCAAAUGAUUUGGACAAAAGACUCAGAAGAAGCUUUGACUAAUGCCAGGUAUGAUAAAAAAAUUAUGCCAAAGACGAACCAAUUUUUCCUGGAUCUUCUAAACAGGCUGAUAGAUAUGACAACAAAAGACCUUAGCCCAGUCGAGCGAGUUAAAUAUGAGACAUUAAUCACUAUUCAUGUGCAUCAGAGGGACAUUUUUGAUGGUCUGUGUCGCAUGCAUAUCAAGAGCCCUACAGACUUCGAGUGGCUGAAACAGUGUAGAUAUUAUUUUAAUGAAGACUCUGAUAAAAUGAUGAUUAAGAUCACUGAUGUGGGUUUCACAUACCAGAAUGAAUUCUUGGGCUGUACCGACAGGCUUGUUAUAACGCCUCUUACAGACAGAUGUUACAUCACUUUGGCUCAAGCUUUAGGCAUGAACAUGGGUGGAGCACCUGUGGGACCUGCAGGAACUGGAAAAACUGAAACCAUCAAAGACAUGGGACGGUGCCUUGGAAAAUAUGUAGUGGUCUUCAACUGCUCAGACCAGAUGGAUUUCCGAGGACUUGGGAGGAUCUUCAAAGGUCUUGCUCAGUCUGGCUCCUGGGGUUGCUUUGAUGAAUUCAAUCGUAUCAAUUUACCAGUACUAUCAGUAGCUGCACAGCAAAUUGCAAUUGUGUUGACAUGUAAGAAGGAACGCAAAAAAAGCUUUCUUUUUACUGAUGGAGAUAAUGUGGAAAUGAACCCAGAAUUUGGCAUCUUUCUUACUAUGAAUCCAGGAUAUGCUGGACGGCAAGAACUUCCUGAAAACUUAAAGAUCAACUUCCGUUCGGUGGCUAUGAUGGUUCCUGAUCGUCAAAUCAUAAUUCGUGUCAAAUUGGCUAGUUGUGGUUUCAUUGCUAAUGUUGUAUUGGCAAGGAAAUUCUUUACAUUGUACAAGCUAUGUGAAGAACAACUGUCAAAGCAGGUGCAUUAUGAUUUUGGCUUGCGGAAUAUAUUGUCAGUGCUACGUACAUUAGGAGCAGCAAAAAGAGCAAACCCCACAGAUACUGAAUCUACCAUUGUCAUGCGUGUGCUGAGAGACAUGAACCUGUCUAAACUAAUUGAUGAAGAUGAACCGUUAUUCCUGAGUCUAAUUGAAGAUCUAUUUCCAGAUAUCCAGCUUGAUAAAGUAGGCUAUCCUGAACUGGAAGCUGCCAUUGACAAACAGGUGGAGGAAGCUGGACUUGUUUGUCAUCCUCCUUGGAAACUGAAAGUUAUUCAACUUUUUGAAAUCCAGAGAGUAAGGCAUGGAUUGAUGACACUAGGACCUAGCGGUGCAGGAAAAACUGUUUGCAUCCACACUUUAAUGAAAGCCAUGACAGAUUGUGGACAGCCACAUCGUGAAAUGAGAAUGAAUCCUAAAGCUAUAACUGCUCCACAAAUGUUUGGUCGUCUCGAUGUGGCAACAAACGAUUGGACAGAUGGAAUAUUUUCAACACUCUGGAGAAAAACUUUAAGAGCCAAGAAAGGUGACCACAUCUGGAUAGUUCUUGAUGGUCCAGUUGAUGCUAUUUGGAUUGAGAACCUUAAUUCUGUCCUGGAUGAUAACAAAACUCUAACACUAGCAAAUGGAGAUCGGAUACCUAUGGCACCAAAUUGCAAAAUAGUCUUUGAACCUCAUAAUAUUGAUAAUGCUUCUCCAGCAACAGUUUCAAGGAAUGGGAUGGUAUUCAUGAGCUCAUCAGUUCUCAACUGGAGCCCGAUCCUUGAGGGAUUUUUGAAAAGACGUUCCUUCCAAGAAGCUGAAAUUCUACGUCAACUGUAUUCUUCAUCAUUCCCAGACUUAUACCGCUUCAGCAUUCAGUCUCUGCAAUGCAAGACGGAGAUGUUGGAAGCCUUUGUGAUAAUGCAGAGCAUUAAUAUGCUGCAGGGCCUUAUCCCACCUAAGGAGCAAGGAGGGGAAUUGACUCCAAAGUACUUGGAAAGGCUGUACAUCUUCUCUCUUAUGUGGAGUGUAGGAGCAUUACUAGAACUGGAAGACAGAUGCAAAAUGGAGCACUGGCUUCGAAACCAUGCAACAAUAAAACUUGAUCUUCCAUGUAUCCCAGAAGGCAGUGAAGAUACCAUGUUUGAUUAUUAUGUGACAUCUGACGGUAAAUGGACGCACUGGAAUACACGUGUUGAAGAGUAUGUAUAUCCCAGUAGCAGCACUCCAGAGUAUGGCUCUAUUCUUGUGCCUAAUGUUGACAAUGUGAGAAUGGAUUUCCUUAUUGAAACCAUUGCGAAACAGGGCAAGGCUGUCCUACUAAUUGGUGAGCAAGGAACUGCAAAGACUGUUAUUAUCAAAGGUUUCAUGUCAAAAUAUAACCCUGAAAGCCACAUAACUAAGAGUUUGAAUUUUUCAUCUGCAACUACCCCAUUAAUUUUCCAGCGUACAAUAGAAAGUUACGUGGACAAGCGAAUGGGCACAACUUAUGGUCCACCUGCAGGCAAAAAGAUGACAGUCUUCAUUGAUGAUGUGAAUAUGCCCAUAAUAAAUGAAUGGGGAGAUCAGGUCACUAAUGAGAUAGUUAGGCAGCUGAUGGAACAGAAUGGACUGUAUAACCUGGAAAAGCCUGGUGAAUUUACCAACAUUGUGGACAUUCAGUUUUUGGCUGCCAUGAUCCACCCUGGGGGAGGUCGCAAUGACAUUCCACAGAGGCUCAAGAGACAAUUUUCUGUAUUCAACUGUACUCUGCCUUCUAAUUCUUCCAUUGACAAAAUUUUCGGUGUAAUUGGAGAGGGGCACUAUUGUAGCGAGCGAGGAUUUUCAGAAGAUGUGAAGAAAACAGUAGCCAAAUUAGUUCCACUGACACGCAAGCUGUGGCAGAUUACCAAGCUAAAAAUGUUGCCCACACCAGCCAAGUUCCAUUAUGUCUUCAACCUUCGAGACCUUUCAAGGAUUUGGCAAGGAAUGCUGAACACUACAUCAGAAGUGAUCAAUGAACCAAAGGUACUGAUAAAACUGUGGAAGCAUGAAUGUAAGUGUGUUAUUGCCGAUCGUUUCACAACCUCAGAAGAUGUAAACUGGUUUAACACAGUUGUGGCAAAACUCAUUGAGGAGAAAUUUGAAGAAACAAAAGCUUUGCUGGAUCUUGAAACUGAUGCAUUCUUUGUUGACUUCUUAAGGAGCGCACCUGAAAGAACUGGUGAAAAAUCAGAGGAAGUUAAUUUAGAUAUUCCCAAAGUCUAUGAGCCAAUUUACUCCUUUCAUCAGCUACGAAAUUGUUUAAAUGUGUUUUUACAAAUAUACAAUGAGAAUGUCCGUGGUACUGCAAUGGACAUGGUUUUCUUUGAGGAUGCUAUGAUUCAUUUAGUGAAGAUUUCUCGGGUGAUUCGCACUCCUCGUGGAAAUGCUCUUUUAGUUGGAGUUGGUGGCUCAGGAAAGCAGAGCUUGACAAGACUAGCAUCUUUCAUAGCUGGCUAUGAUACAUUCCAGAUAAUGUUAACAAGAUCGUACAACACUUUAAACUUGAUGGAAGAUCUGAAACUCUUGUACAGAACAGCAGGACUGGAAGGCAAAGGCAUCUGUUUUCUUUUUACAGACAAUGAGAUCAAAGAUGAGUCUUUCCUGGAAUACUUGAACAAUGUUUUAUCAUCAGGAGAGGUGUCAAACUUAUUUGCACGUGAUGAAGUUGAUGAGAUCAUUAGUGACCUCAUACCUACCUUCAAAAAGGAGCAUCCACGUAGACCUCCAACCAGUGAGGUUCUGUAUGACUACUUCAUGACCAGAGUCCGUCAGAACCUUCAUGUGGUUCUUUGCUUUUCACCAGUAGGUGAAAAAUUCCGAAAUAGGGCCCUGAAGUUCCCUGGUCUCAUUUCUGGAUGCACUAUAGAUUGGUUCAGCCGAUGGCCUAAGGAUGCACUAGUGGCAGUAUCUGAACAUUUCCUGUCAUCAUUUGAUAUGGACUGCACUGCUGAUACAAAGAGGGAAAUUGUGCAGUGUAUGGGCUCAUUCCAGGACGGAGUGGCAGAGAAGUGUUCUGAUUACUUUCAAAGAUACAGACGCUCUACACAUGUGACUCCCAAAUCCUACCUGUCCUUUAUUCAGGGAUAUAAAACCACAUACAAAGAAAAGCAUGCUGAAGUGCAGACAUUAGCAAACAGAAUGAAUACUGGACUGGAAAAAUUGAAAGAGGCUUCUGAGUCAGUGGCUGCUCUAAGCAGAGAACUGGAGGUAAAAGAAAAGGAACUUCAAAUUGCCAAUGAAAAAGCUGACAUGGUAUUGAAAGAAGUUACUGUAAAAGCACAGGCUGCUGAGAAGGUGAAGGGUGAAGUUCAGAAAGUGAAAGACAAAGCUCAGGCUAUUGUAGACAGUAUCUCAGUUGACAAAGCCAUUGCUGAAGAGAAGUUGGAAGCUGCCAAGCCUGCUUUGGAAGAGGCGGAAGCAGCCUUACAGACAAUAAAACCUGCAGAUAUUGCCACUGUCCGCACACUGGGUCGACCUCCUCACCUCAUUAUGCGUAUCAUGGACUGUGUGUUACUGCUCUUCCAGCGAAAAGUGAACAAUGUGAAAAUUGAUCAGGAAAAGUGCUGUACUAUCCCAUCAUGGCAAGAAUCUUUGAAACUGAUGACAGCAGGGAACUUCUUACAGAACCUACAGCAAUUUCCAAAGGACACAAUUAAUGAAGAAGUGGUAGAACUUUUGAGCCCUUAUUUUGAAAUGGUGGACUAUAACAUUGAGACAGCUAAGAGAGUAUGUGGGAAUGUUGCUGGGCUUUGCUCAUGGACCAAAGCUAUGGCUGUAUUUUUUUCCAUCAACAAAGAAGUAUUACCUUUAAAGGCUAAUUUAGCAAUCCAGGAGAAUCGCCUAACCACUGCUAUGCUGGAUCUGCAGAAAGCUGAAGAAGAAUUGGGUGCCAAGCAAGAAGAAUUAGAUAUUGUGCAGGCAGAGUAUGAAAAAGCAAUGAGAGAAAAACAGACUUUGCUUGAAGAUGCUGAGCGUUGCCGUCAUAAAAUGCAAACUGCCUCAAGUCUUAUAAGUGGUUUAGCAGGUGAAAAAGAGAGGUGGACAGAGCAGAGUAAAGAAUUUGCCGUGCAAACCAAGAGGCUAGUGGGUGAUGUACUCUUGGCUACAGCUUUUCUGUCCUAUUCUGGUCCUUUUAACCAAGAGUUCCGCAGUCUGCUAUUAAAUGAUUGGCAAAAGGAAAUGAAAAGUCGGAAAAUCCCCUUUGCUAACAACUUGAACCUCAUAGAAAUGUUGACUGAUGCUCCAACUAUCAGUGAAUGGAACCUGCAAGGAUUACCAAAUGAUGACUUAUCCAUACAGAAUGGAAUUAUUGUUACUAAAGCAUCUCGUUAUCCUUUAUUAAUAGAUCCACAGGCACAGGGUAAAAUUUGGAUUAAAAAUAAGGAAGGCAAAAAUGAACUUCAGAUCACUUCUUUGAAUCACAAAUAUUUUAGAAAUCACUUAGAAGACAGCCUUUCUCUGGGAAGACCUCUUUUGAUAGAAGAUGUUGGAGAAGAGCUUGACCCAGCACUGGAUAAUGUUUUGGAAAGAAACUUCAUUAAAACAGGUUUAGCCAACAAGGUGAAGGUUGGUGAUAAGGAAAUAGAUGUUAUGAAGGGCUUCAGACUUUACAUUACUACAAAACUGCCAAAUCCAGGUUACUCUCCUGAAAUUAGUGCUCGAACCUCCAUCAUUGACUUUACUGUGACCAUGAAAGGUCUUGAAAAUCAACUCUUAGGCAGAGUCAUUCUCACAGAGAAACAGGAACUGGAGAAAGAAAGAACAGAUCUUAUUGAAUAUGUGACUAUGAACAAAAGGAGGAUUAAAGACCUAGAAGAUAACCUUUUGUUCCGACUUACAAGCACUAAGAGUUCUCUGGCAGAUGAUGAGAGUCUAAUAAUUGUAUUGAACAACACUAAGAAGACUGCUGAGGAAGUAACACAGAAACUACAAACUUCUGCUGAAACUGAAGUACAGAUCAACUCAGCUCGUGAAGAGUACAGACCUGUUGCAACUCGAGGUAGCAUCUUAUACUUCCUUAUUACUGAGAUGAGCAUGGUCAAUGUGAUGUAUCAGACUUCGCUUCGGCAGUUUUUGGGGCUUUUUGACCGCUCCUUAGCCAGGUCUACCAAGAGCCCUAUAACUAGCAAGAGGAUUACUAAUAUUAUUGAACAUAUGACAUAUGAAGUAUUUAAAUAUGCUGCUCGAGGACUUUAUGAGGAGCACAAAUUUCUUUUUACGUUAUUACUUACAUUGAAAAUUGAUAUACAAAGAAACAGAGUGAAGCACGAAGAAUUUCUGACACUUAUUAAAGGCGGUGCUUCGCUAGACCUUAAAGCUUGUCCUCCUAAGCCAGCUAAAUGGAUCCUGGAUAUGACUUGGCUGAACUUGGUGGAGCUCAGUAAGCUUGAACAAUUUUCAGAUAUUCUUGAUCAAAUUUCCAGAGCAGAGAAACAGUGGAAAAUCUGGUUUGAUAGUGAGAAUCCUGAAGAAGAACUGGUUCCUAGCGGCUAUGGUCAAUCCCUGGACUGCUUCAGACUACUUCUUCUUAUCAGAUCCUGGUGUCCUGAUAGGACCAUAGCUCAGGCAAGAAAAUACAUCAUUGACACUAUGGGGGAAAAAUAUGCAGAGGAAGUCAUCUUGGACUUGGAAAAGACAUGGGAAGAGUCAGAUCCACGUACUCCUCUCAUAGGCUUUCUUUCCAUGGGCUCUGAUCCUACGGACUCAAUCAUUGCUUUGGGAAAAAGACUGAAGACAGAAACACGUUAUGUUUCUAUGGGCCAGGGGCAAGAAAUCCAUGCUCGUAAACUUCUACAGCAGACAAUGGCUCAUGGAGGCUGGGCACUACUGCAAAACUGCCACCUUGGACUUGAUUUUUUGGAUGAGUUGAUGGACACUUUAAUAGAGACAGAAACUGUCCAUGAAAGCUUUCGACUGUGGAUGACAACUGACAUUCACAAACAGUUCCCCAUUACCCUUCUUCAAAUGUCUAUCAAGUUUACCAAUGAACCACCACAAGGGCUCAGAGCUGGACUAAAGAGAACAUAUAGUGGUGUCAGCCAGGAUUUACUAGAUGUCAGCGACAUGGUACAAUGGAAACCAAUGUUGUAUGCUGUAGCCUUUCUACACUCCACUGUUCAAGAAAGACGCAAGUUUGGAUCUCUGGGUUGGAAUAUACCUUAUGAGUUUAAUCAAGCUGAUUUCAAUGCUACUGUGCAGUUCAUUCAAAACCACUUGGAUGGCACGGAUGCCAAGAAGGGGAUCUCCUGGAGUACUGUUCGUUACAUGAUAGGUGAGAUCCAGUAUGGUGGCCGUGUGACAGAUGACUAUGACAAAAGACUCAUGAACACUUUUGUAAAGGUUUGGUUCAGUGAAAAUACAUUUAGUCAAGAAUUCAGCUUCUACAAAGGAUACAGCAUACCCAAAUGUACCAUGGUGGAUCAAUACCUUCAGUACAUACAGAGUCUUCCUGCUUAUGACACACCAGAGGUGUUUGGUUUGCACCCCAAUGCAGAUAUCACUUACCAAAGUAAACUUUCCAAAGAUGUAUUGGACAUUAUCCUCAGUAUUCAGCCUAAAGAUAGCUCUGCUGGAGGAGGCGAAACCCGAGAGGCAGUUGUAGCCAGACUGGCUGAUGAUAUGCUGGAAAAGCUUCCUGAUGAUUAUGUACCAUUUGAGGUAAAAGAGAAACUAAAGAGCAUGGGACCUUUUCAGCCUAUGCACAUAUUUUUGCGACAGGAGAUUGAACAAAUGCAGAGAGUAAUUUCCUUAGUGAGAAGCACUCUGACUGAUCUAAAACUUGCCAUUGAUGGGACAAUUGUUAUGAAUGAAAAUCUGAGGGAUGCCUUAGACUGCAUGUAUGAUGGAAGGAUUCCUGCUAGCUGGAAAAAAGCAUCUUGGCCUUCCAGUACACUUGGUUUCUGGUUUACUGAGCUUCUAGAAAGAAACCACCAGUUUUAUAAUUGGAUUUUUGAAAGCCGACCAAACUGCUUCUGGAUGACGGGGUUUUUUAAUCCUCAAGGAUUUUUAACUGCAAUGAGGCAGGAAAUAACAAGGGCUAACAAAGGAUGGGCUCUUGACAGUGUAGUGCUGUGCAAUGAGGUCACUAAAUGGAUGAAGGAUGAUAUCACAAGCCCUCCUUUGGAAGGUGUCUAUGUAUAUGGGCUGUAUUUGGAAGGAGCUGGUUGGGACAGAAGAAACAUGAGACUGACUGAAUCUAAGCCCAAGGUGCUCUUCGAGAUGAUGCCAGUUAUAAGAAUAUAUGCAGAGAAUAACACUUCAAAAGAUCCACGUCUGUAUUCAUGUCCAGUCUACAAAAAGACCAUUCGAACAGAUAUGAAUUACAUUGCUGCUGUGGAUCUUAAAACCCUUCAGCCCCCAGAGCACUGGGUACUGCGUGGGGUAGCACUUCUGUGUGAUGUCAAGUAA
This is a messenger RNA of Balearica regulorum gibbericeps (East African grey crowned-crane), 8430 nucleotides long. Lineage: Eukaryota; Metazoa; Chordata; Aves; Gruiformes; Gruidae. The record is from RefSeq and is a predicted model, not a curated record.